Rotaria socialis is the source of this 1233-nucleotide messenger RNA. The record is from the annotation of a GenBank genome assembly. Lineage: Eukaryota; Metazoa; Rotifera; Eurotatoria; Philodinida; Philodinidae.
AUGAAUAUUUCGCAAGCAUCAGAUCUUUCUAUGGAAUAUCUUGGAAAAUUUCCCGGAACUGUUUCAAAUGAAACAAAAAGUGCAUCUUUGAAUGUUCGACACAUAUUUGUGAUUCGAUGUUUGAGUUUAUAUGCUCUUCUACUUAUCAUCGUUGGUACGGUAGGCAAUUUAUUAACAAUUGUGGUAUUGCUGAGAAAAAAUCUUCGUCGUUUGGUCACUAUACGAUAUUUAAUUAUUGUCAGUAUAUGUGAUACAAUCUCACUCUACGGUUGGAAUUUAAAUAAUUUCUAUAAAUUUCAUAUUAGUCCAAUCCGUGGAAAUUUAGAAGAAAUAUCUAUUUUACAUUGUCGAAUUAUUUCAUUUAUGACAUUUGUUAGUUUACAAUUAUCAAGUUGGUGUCUGACUGCAACUAUCUUACCAUAUGAUGAACAUAUAGCAAAAGAUCGUGCCUUAAAUCUCUAUUGGCUUCAUUGGAAACAAUCUUACGGAAAAAGAAAAUAUACAAAAUAUUAUAUCAGUAUUUUAACAUUUAUUUGUAUUGCAUUGAAUAGUCAUGUAUUAUUUUUAAAUGGUUAUCGUACAUCAUCGGGAAGUAUUGAAUGCUAUGCAACAGAAAAUAAUCCCGGUUAUAUAUUUCCACAAUGGGAACGUGUUCAUUUAGUUGUUUAUAAUUUAUGUCCAUUUGCUAUCAUGUGUAUCUGUAAUACAUAUAUUAUUGUUGCUACAGUUCGAUCAAGUCGUGCACAAGAUGAAUCCCUACCACCGACUGUACAACGAAAAAAUCUCGAACGCUAUCGACAACUUACUGCACUACUGAUUAUAGUUACAUUUGCAUUUGUCUUAUUAACACUACCAGCGUGCAUUUAUUUUGUAUUUUUUCGUCAUAAUCUUGAGGCAACAACUGAACGUACCUAUCGCUAUAUGAUUCAGAUAUCAUUAAGUUCUGUUCAAUUUACAUCACAUGGAAUAAACUUUUUUCUUUAUUGUUUUUCAGCAAAAAGUUUUCUAAAUGAAUUAAAUGAUAUGCUAACCGAAUGUUUAUCUUGUCAUCAAGUGAAUAAUGAUCAAUGGUCAUUUGUUGGUGUACGAACAAAUAAUGAUCCAGAACAUGAAUCGUCGUCGUUAGAAAAUCAACGUACUGAUCAUAACAGAGAAAUGGAAGUUAAAAACCAAAAGUUUAAUAAUGCACCACAAUAUCAAACAACAAGUGGACAAGAAUCGGAGCCCAGUUGA